AUAGUUAAAAGUUAUAUAAUUCAACUAAAUAUAAUAUUUUUUUAACCAAAAAUCAAAAGAAAAUUUAUUGCUGCUUAAGUUUUUGAUUCAAAUUCAGAUGAGUUCUACGUACAAUCUUCAGAAAAAUGUGCAAGCCAAAAAAAGAAACUUCAGAAACAUUAAUGCUUAACAAAGGUUUCCCCAUCAAACAAAAUAAAACAAAGCAACAAAUCUUAUCAGUGCUAAAUUCUUCUGUUAAUGAUAAAAUAAAUCAUUUUUGGCAUAGUCUACAAUUGCCAAAUCCUCCUCAAUUAUAUGAAGAAAACUAUGAAAAUCAUGAAGACAAAUUAUUCAGUCGAAGUUCAUCAUCUGAUAUGUUCAACAACCAUGAUAUUCAAUUUGAAUCAUUAAUUACUAAUGGUUUAUUGGCUAAUAACAGUAAAGCAGUAGAAAUCUCUACUCAAGACAACUUUAUACUUAUAAAUGUCAGUAGCUAACAAAAAGAAAAAAUGAA
Molecule: messenger RNA, 493 nt
Organism: Aphis gossypii (cotton aphid)
Lineage: Eukaryota; Metazoa; Arthropoda; Insecta; Hemiptera; Aphididae
Exons: 6
Coding region: 126-476 (116 amino acids)
Source: RefSeq, a predicted model, not a curated record